AUGGUGCUCUUUGACCUGGGGACAGAAGAAAAAACAAGUCAAACCGAACAAACCAAGGGCAGAAACAUUUGCCACCACGAGGCAAACACCAAAGAAACGGUGCAGACGGUCGCUAAUGAGGAAAAGACACCAGGAGCCACAGAUCUGAUUCCAUCACAACGUCAGUGGGCGCCACAGCAGCCCCUGAGGCCAGCGAAGAGCAGAUUGACCACCCUACAGGGACGACCACCACCACAUUCAGAGUUCAGCCGGAUCAGACGACCCUGCAGUAGAGAGGAGGAUUUUCAGACACAAGCCCAGGACCUGGAGGCCCGUUUCAAUGACCGACAGUACAAGCCAGAAUGGAUCACUAGUGCCAGGAGGCGCUUCGAGGGGUUGUGUUUAAAAGACCCCCCCAAUCUGAGAAACCUAUUGGUAAGGGCCCACCAUCCUCCCCAAUCAGACCAUUUUUUGCAUCAGAUCCCCCAGGGCAACUACAAGUGUGGUAAGUGUGCCCAGUGCAACUUCACCACAAAAACAAAGUCAUUCAAUCACCCUCUCACAGGGAAACCUUUGCACAUCAAGGGCGUGAUUACAUGCAAUACUAACAAUGUAAUUUAUAUGCUCAGAUUUCCCUGCGGGCUGGCCUACAUCGGGAAGACCACCAGGAGCCUGAAAACAAGGAUUGCAGAACACAGAUCCAACAUCCGUAACCACAACGACAAGAGCCCGGUGGCGAUACACUUCACAACGGCCAAGCACAACGUUUCCAGCCUGAGGUAUACAGGUAUUGAACAUGUCAAGUGCCCGAGUCGAGGGGGGGAUGUCAAUUCCUUAUUACUGAGGAGAGAAGCAUACUGGAUAUACACUCUGGGGACAUUGUCUCCCAGAGGAAUGAAUGAAGAUUUUGACCUGAGGCCUUUCCUGUGAACUGUACUAGCUCCUGAAGACUGUCUACCUGCUCUUCUAGAGCUCUCCUGUGACUCUUGCUGUGACUCUCUUGCUCCUUGGUGACUCGUGUCACUCGUUUUGCUACAAACUCUGCGGUGCCCUUACAUGCCUUGCUUCAUGGACUUAAAAUUGCAUGUAGGCUACCAGUGAAGAUAUAUUGUGACCACAUGAAUGGCUUACAACAAUUUUUUGAUGCCUAUUUUUUACCCAUUGUUGCUGUUAUCAGACUUGAAUACUGGCUAUUGCCAGUUUGUACAUAUUGGGGAUGGGGUAUGCACAGUAUUGUCAUUAUUGUUGUCUCGUCAUGUUUUCUGUUUUUUAUUUCUUUUUUAUUUUCUUUUUUAUUUCUUGGUUGUCUGUUGGGGUCCCUGAGUGUACAGUGUCACUUGUAUAUAGGGGGUGUCACUCUCAAUGUUUUUUGUACUUAAGGUCAUCAGCUUUGUAACUAUUUUGAUUAUUGAGAACAACUGUUUACACCUGCAAUGUGGGUCAUGUGAUCACCCGGAAAUUGUAUAUAUGGGGUGUGUUUUGUAUCUGUUUUCACGUCUGAAGAAGGGUGAUUACCCGAAACGUCACAGAAAACUUUUCUCUUUUUUUUGUCUGUUGGUUCGUCAAAAGACAAUGACGGACAAAUAUGAAAUUUGUUUUUUAGAUUAAAAAUGUACUUCUCCCUGAGAACUAUAUGUUUUGAACAAUGUGUUUUCUAUUUUCUGGUGUAUUGUUUACUGACUGCUUGAUAUCAUUUUGAUCACUAUGUUUAUGAUUUGAGAGCAGUGUUUGAUUUUGAGCACAAGUAAAACUGUUUUAAAGCGAAAGUUUGAUUUUGAGCACAGGUUAAACUGUUUUGAGGUGAAAGUUUGAUUUUGCAAGAGGAGUCAGAGGUUUUGUAUAUAGUGCUUGAAGCUGAGGUUUUAUGUUUAUAAUGUUUUAAGAAAACGGAGCAAGGUUUCCUUCACAAUGCACAAUGUUGAUGAUGGUUUA
Molecule: messenger RNA, 1911 nt
Organism: Alosa sapidissima (American shad)
Lineage: Eukaryota; Metazoa; Chordata; Actinopteri; Clupeiformes; Clupeidae
Exons: 5
Coding region: 1-909 (302 amino acids)
Source: RefSeq, a predicted model, not a curated record